Messenger RNA from Nicotiana attenuata, 543 nucleotides. RefSeq names its product craniofacial development protein 2-like. Gene Ontology annotation, cellular component: nucleus. The record is from RefSeq and is a predicted model, not a curated record. The coding region runs from base 1 to 543 and encodes 180 amino acids. The transcript has a single exon. Gene Ontology annotation, biological process: chromatin remodeling. Lineage: Eukaryota; Viridiplantae; Streptophyta; Magnoliopsida; Solanales; Solanaceae.
AUGGCUAUUAAGCUGGUUGUGGGAGGGUUUACUUUAACUGUAAUUAGUGCUUACGCACCUCAAGUGGGUUUGGACGAGGAGAUUAAGAGGCUCUUCUGUGAAGAAUUUGACGGGUUGGUACGUGGCAUUCCGCUCACCGAGAAGUUAUUCAUUGGAGGUGACUUCAAUGGUUACAUUGGGGCGACAUCUGGUGGGUAUGACAAUGUGCAUGGAGGCUUUGGCUUUGGAGUUAGGAGCGGAGGAGGUACGUCGUUGUUAGACUGUGCUAAAGCUUUUGAUUUGGUGAUUCCUAACUCGUGUUUUUCGAAAAGGAAGGAGCACUUGGUUACAUUCAGGAGUUCGUUGGCCAAGACUCAAAUUGAUUAUCUAUUCUUCCGGAAGUGCGAUAGGAGUCCGUGCAUGGAUUACAAGGUUAUACCAAGCGAUAAUCUCACGACUCAGCAUAGAUUAUUGGUGGUGGACUUAGAGAUCGUGAGGAAGAGGAGGAAGAGGGUCGUGUAUGGUCAACCCAAGAUCAGGUGGGGUGCUUUGACUAGUGAGUAA